UCUACAUUUUUAUACAAAGACAAAUAAAAAAUGACAGGAAUAUAUCAAAUCGAUUUUUCAAUUUUUCCUUCAAUGAUUGAUUAUUUACAACGAUAUUUUUAAUGCAAUAAACUAAAAAUUUCAAGGAAACCUUUGUAAAAUCCCAUUGUAAGUUGGACGAACAAGACGAAAACCAAACGGCAUAUUUACGAAUUACUAAAGUGUAAAAAACACAGUAAAAAAUGUCAAUUGCGUCAUCUGACUCCGAUGCCGAAUAUCACUCCUUCUCGGAGAGAACGUUGGCGAUCAUAAAGCCAGAAGCGUACGAGGACGCUGAGGACAUCGUGGAUCAUAUACAAAACAAUGGAUUUCAGAUUCUCGCUAGAAGGGAGGUCCGCCUGACACCGGAGCAAGCGGCCGAGCUGUACAGGGGCCACUACGGCAAACAUCACUUCCCGCACCUCGUGGCCCACAUGUCCAGCGGGCCUAUCAUCGCGCUUGUCCUCGCUACGAGAAACUGCAUAAACAAGUGGCGCACUCUGAUGGGCCCAGCGAGAGUGGUGGAGGCGCAGGCCUACUGGCCGGACAGCCUGCGCGCGUGCUACGGGCGGCGCACCAAGUACGGCGACUACUUCAACGCGCUACAUGGCAGCGAGAACCACGCCGAGGCCUUGCGGGAAAUACACUUCUUCUUCCCCACCAUGGUGGUGGGCCCGCUCCUGCGUCAAUGGCAAAUCAGCGACUACAUCCAGAAGCACAUCACGCCCACUCUCUCGCCGGCGCUGACCGCGCUCGCGCACGAGCGGCCCGCGGAGCCGCUGCUGUGGCUCGCGGAGCACCUGCGGCGACACAACCCCAACGAGCCCGAGCUGGCGCCGCAGCCCCGCGACCAGCGCGAGGAGGACAAGUGCCGCACGCCACUACCCUCGCAAGAGUCGCUCGCCAAAUGAACUGUGUACCUACUUAGUAAUAAGGUCUAUUGACUUGAAGAA
Messenger RNA from Maniola jurtina (meadow brown), 971 nucleotides. Its product is annotated as nucleoside diphosphate kinase homolog 5-like. The record is from RefSeq and is a predicted model, not a curated record. Gene Ontology annotation, biological process: negative regulation of oxidative stress-induced intrinsic apoptotic signaling pathway. Lineage: Eukaryota; Metazoa; Arthropoda; Insecta; Lepidoptera; Nymphalidae. Bases 222 to 929 code for a protein of 235 amino acids. The transcript is spliced from 4 exons.